CCGCAAACAAAAAAUAUACUACCUUAUACCUUAAAUUACCUGCCUGCCUGCUUGCAAAUGUCAGAAACACCCAUCAUGUCGGCCACUACAGGAGCCCAGAAGUAUCCUGCCUCGUCUGGCAGCUCCGAGAACUCGGAUGUUCUGGACCUCAAGAAUGAUGAGGGAUGGGAAGACGCCGAGCCUGAUCAGGAAGAGUUCCAGUUCAUCUCGUUGUUGGAUGACGAGGUCUUCACUGAUAUUCAUUCAAUGCUGAAACACUGCAAAGAAAAGCACAACUUCGAUUUCCUCGAGGUCAGGCAAAAACUUGGCCUGGACUUCUAUGGCAACAUCAGAUUGGUCAACUACAUCCGCUCUCAGGUCCAUGGUGGCCAUAAAGUCUCUCAAGCUGUCUCCAAGGCCGAGUUUGAGGAUGACAAGUUCCUCAAGCCCGUUCUAGAAGACGAUGCAUUGCUCUUCAGUCUGGACGAACUGCCAGAAGUCACAGAAGAUGUUCAAAGCGCAAACGCAGACAAUGGCAAAGCUGUUUCCGCUGACUCUGGACCUUUGGCUGCUCGCGUCAUUGAGCUUGAGGAGGACUUGCGCAGGAUGCAGCUACAGUUUGACAACUACCGAUCAACUGUUUCACAAACAUUGGACGAACGAUGGAAUGCGAGUGGUCCAUCGAACUCGCCAGAGGAGAAAGAAGAGAAAAGAGACGACGAUAGCCACUACUUCAGCUCGUACUCUUACAACGACAUUCACGAAACCAUGUUAAAGGACUCGGUGCGGACUGAUGCUUACCGAGACUUCAUUUACAACCACAAAUCUCUAUUUGUUGGAAAGACAGUCCUUGAUGUAGGCUGUGGCACUGGUAUUUUGAGCAUGUUCUGUGCCAAAGCCGGUGCUGCACGUGUCAUUGCGGUAGACAACUCAGCGAUUAUUGACAAGGCCCGGGAGAAUGUUUUCAACAACGGCUUUGCCGACAAGAUCACUUGUCUCAGGGGCAAGAUCGAAGAGGUCACUCUCCCUGUCGAUAAGGUUGAUAUUAUCGUCAGCGAGUGGAUGGGAUACUGCUUGCUCUACGAGGCAAUGCUUGAUAGUGUCAUUUAUGCCCGAGACAAGUAUCUCACUCCAGAAGGCCUCAUGAUUCCAAGUCAUAUGAAUAUGUGGGUGGCACCUGUCGCGGAUCCAGAGUAUAUCAUAGAUCACAUCGCGUUCUGGCGCGACGUGUACGGAUUCGACAUGAAAGCCAUGCAAGCUGGGAUCCACGAUGAUGCUCAAGUGCUUCAUAUGCCUGCCAGAACUGUGUGCGCAGAGCCAUUCCCUUUUUUGCAGCUGAGCCUACACACAACGACUGUCAAGGAUCUUGUCUUCAAGCGAAAGUGGCAAGCAAAGCUCAAGGAAGACAUCGAUGCCUUGGAUGGAUUCAUCAUCUGGUUCGACUCCUUUUUCAUGCCUUCGCGAGAAGAUGUUGUUCCAGGGAAUGCCAGAGCCGAGGAAUGGACUAAGCAGGGAAAGAAUGGAAUUGCAUUCACAACCGGUCCAGGAGGAAAGGAGACUCACUGGAAACAGGGUGUCAUGUUGAUUGAUAAUACCAAAGAGAGACCCGCUAGCCAUAAGGCUGGAGAGGAGAUCACUGGGGAGCUUGAGUAUGCUGUUCCAGAAGACAAUUCUCGAGCUUUGAACGUAGGGAUAACCUGGAAGUUCGCCGAGGAUAAAGAGAGCACUCAAAUCUGGAAGAUGAGAUGAGUUACGAUGGACAUAACGGACUUUCUUGACUCCUCUUGCUAUCAGCCCCCGCUUGGUAUAGGAAACAAUUCUGUCUGUCAGCAUUCUGCGCAGGGCGGCCUCAAAGUAGAGAAAAGUAAUGAAA
Molecule: messenger RNA, 1852 nt
Organism: Cadophora gregata
Lineage: Eukaryota; Fungi; Ascomycota; Leotiomycetes; Helotiales; Ploettnerulaceae
Exons: 2
Coding region: 58-1728 (556 amino acids)
Biological process (GO): peptidyl-arginine methylation
Cellular component (GO): nucleus
Molecular function (GO): protein-arginine N-methyltransferase activity
Source: RefSeq, a predicted model, not a curated record